Helicoverpa armigera (cotton bollworm) is the source of this 1491-nucleotide messenger RNA. RefSeq names its product mitochondrial nicotinamide adenine dinucleotide transporter SLC25A51. The record is from RefSeq and is a predicted model, not a curated record. Gene Ontology annotation, cellular component: mitochondrion. Gene Ontology annotation, molecular function: NAD transmembrane transporter activity. NCBI's taxonomy places the organism in Eukaryota, Metazoa, Arthropoda, Insecta, Lepidoptera, Noctuidae. Bases 285 to 1205 code for a protein of 306 amino acids. The transcript is spliced from 3 exons.
CUGUCACUUGCUAAGUCAAGAUUGUCAAAUUGCAUAUGGUCAGGAAGAAAGAUCGUCUUUCUAUAGUGGAAACAAUUUGUAUUAUUAAUUUUGAAAUAAGCAGCUUAUUUAUUUCACAAUACACUACUUUCUACUAAAUGGAAGGAUUGAUUUCACAUCAACAAUGACUAUCGAUGCGACAUAAAUGAAUUAAGAAUGAAGCCAUUAGCUUUUCAUCUUACACGUAACAAUUUAUAUAAUUUAUUUAUUAAUUGUAGUGUCUGAAAGAUAAUGGAAGACACAUAAUGACAUGUGAGGGCAAAGAGCAGGAAAUGUCUGAAAGGCAUCUCCUGGAGGGCUGUCUGAGCGAGGCCAGUGUGACGGUGCCCUCGGUGCGCGCCAACCUGCCCCAGCACUGGAAAGAGUUUGUCUGUGGUGGAGGAUCUGCUUUCUGCAAUAUACUCAUCAGCUAUCCCCUGAAUAAGCUCAUAUUUAGACAGAUGAUGCAUGGAGUUGAAACAACAUUUGCUUUACACCAGCUGCAGAAAGAAGGUCUGGGAUUUCUAUACAGAGGAAUGUUGCCUCCUUUGAUGCAGAGAUCAUUGUCUAUGUCACUAAUGUUUGGUGUCUAUGAUGAAUGCCUAUACCCAUUGUUAGAGAAACAAAUCAAUCCCUACAUAGCAAAAACAUGUGCAGGAAUGGUGGCCGGGUGCUUUGAAGCAACACUCAUGCCUUUUGAGAGGAUACAAACACUACUCAUACAUCCAAAGUACCACAGUAUGUUCAAAAACACUGCAGAUGCAGCCACUCAUAUUGCCAAACAUUAUGGUAUCAAAGAGUUCUACAGAGGAUUAAUACCUAUACUGUUUAGGAAUGGUCCAUCCAAUGCUAUGUUCUUCAUAAUCCGUGACGAAGUGAGAGAAAAAUUACCCUACCAGGAGAAAGUACUGUAUCAGGGUAUUCAGAACUUCUUGGCAGGAGCUACAAUUGGUGCACUCCUGAGUACACUAUUUUAUCCGUUAAAUGUUAUUAAAAUUGCGAUGCAGUGUGAACUCGGCGGACCACACAGGACAAUAAUGUACGAGUUUCAAUAUAUUUUGCACAAGCGAGGCUCGAAGUUCACCAAUUUCUAUCACGGCGCGCUACUCAACAUCUCCCGCGCGUUCUUGAGUUGGGGUAUAAUAAAUGCAUCUUACGAAGUUUUCCGAAAAAUUUUAUAUACCUAGUCAGUUGUUUUAUCUUUUACAGAAAUUUAUUUAAUUGUGUUUCAAAUGUUAAAUCAAAUUGUUAUUUAAUUUGUUUCAAAAUAUGUAUAUAUAUUUCUUGAGAAUACAUUUGUUGAUAUGCAAUAUGCAAUCUGAGCACAAAAUGACAUCAAAUUAUGAAUGUGCUGUCUGCUCUUUUAUGUCGUCCUGUCUGUAGUUUGUACAUAUAAUGUAUAAAUAGAAGGAAAAUAAUGAAAGUGAACAAUUUAUAAAUGUUAUGAAUGUACAAAUCAUGUUUACAAAAUAU